Dromiciops gliroides (monito del monte) is the source of this 912-nucleotide messenger RNA. RefSeq names its product vomeronasal type-1 receptor 4-like. Bases 1 to 912 code for a protein of 303 amino acids. Gene Ontology annotation, biological process: G protein-coupled receptor signaling pathway. Gene Ontology annotation, molecular function: pheromone receptor activity. Gene Ontology annotation, cellular component: membrane. The transcript has a single exon. The record is from RefSeq and is a predicted model, not a curated record. Lineage: Eukaryota; Metazoa; Chordata; Mammalia; Microbiotheria; Microbiotheriidae.
AUGUGCUCUGGGAUUAUAGCCCUCUUCCAGAUUGGAGUUGGGGUUCCAACAAAUUUCUUUCUUCUUUUCUUUUAUCUUUUCAAUUUCUUUAUUGGCCAUAGAACGAAACCUAUACAUGUGAUUUACACCCAGAUGAACUUUAUCAACAUUAUGAUGUUCCUUAGCAAAGGAGGAUCAGAUGUACUGACACAUUUGGGGAUGGGGAAUUUUAUGAAUGAUACUGGGUGUAAACUUGUCUUUUAUCUUCACAGACUUUCCCUAGCACUUUCAAUUUGCUUCACUUGCUACCUUUGUACCUUUCAGGCCAUCAUUAUCAGUUCUAGUGUCUCCAGGCUGGGAAACCUCAAAGCUUGGAUCCUAGACCAUAUCAUUCACUCUUGUCUUUUCUUCUGGAUCUUCAACCUAGUUAUAGAAAUACCUGUACUUUUUUCUAUGACAGGUCUAAGAUACAUGAAGAAUAUUACUUAUGAGUUGAAUUUUGGAUAUUGUUCUCUUAAAAAUCAUAAUGAUAUUUACUUGUUUAUGAUUACUGUUAGAAAUGUAUUUUGUGUGGUUCUUAUAGUCUGUGUCAGUUGCUACAUUGUGUAUCUACUAUACAGACAUCAGGAGAAAGUACAGACUAUUUGUAGCAGCAGCAUCUUAGCCAGGGUUUCCCCUGAGAUCAGAGCCACCAAAACUGUCUUGUUGCUGGUGAGUGCCUUUGUCUUCUGUUACUCACUCACUUCUAUCUGUACAAUUUGUAUAUAUUAUUUUUAUCAAGAGCGUUUCUGGCUGUUGUCUAUAUGCACCACUCUGUCUCUAUGUUUCCCAACUGUUAGCCCCUUUAUAUUGCUCUCCUCUGGGUCCAGGAUAUCCCUUGGUUUAUGGGCUGGGAAAAACUCAAAUCGACCUGCCACUCAGCUGCCAAAGUGA